AUGGAAGAAUCAUAUUUACUCAAUCUUCCUGUGGAAUUACUUCACCAUAUUUUUGAUUUCUGUGAUGCUCAAACAAUUCUAUGUAAGAUCAGUGGUGUUUGUAAAAAGCUUCACUCUAUUGUGAAUCAAUAUCAUCGACUUCAUCUUAAGCUUGAUAUUCACAAAUAUAUAACAAAUGAACGAAGCAUUCCUCAUCACGUUUUAUAUAAUCGUGUAGUGUCAUUAACGACUUGGUGGACUGCUCGUUCAGAAGAUCAGAAAGAAACUUUUAUUUCUGCAUUGCUUCAAUGCAAACGACUUUGUCAUCUGACUCUUCGCUUCAUUGAUGAUACAAGUUUACAAUCUUUAUUUAUAAAAGCAAAUAACAUUAAAUUAGUUUCACUCACAAUCGAUUCAAAUCAUGAACCAAGCAAUACAACAUUUGAAGCUGUUUCAUUAUUUCUUGAAAAAUCAAGUAUUCAAAAAUUAUGUUGGAAAAACUUGCGUUAUAAAGCUGAAGAAAUGUUGUGGCCCAAACAAUGUAAAUUAAAAUUUUUAUCAAUAGGUUAUUGUUUCUACAAUCAAUAUGCAUCUCUCCUUCAUCAAUUACCAUAUUUAGAAACAUUUCAAGUGAUGAAUUUUUUUACGUAUAAUAAUUCUAUGCAUGUACCAUCGUUUAAUUCACAAUUAACAUGUCUAAGCAUUCAAUAUUGUUCAUUAUCGAUAGAGCAUCUUAGAUCAUUAGUUUUACAAACACCAAAACUUUGUGAACUCAAAUUAACUUAUUAUCCAGACAUGUUCAAAUCUCUCAUGGAGAUUUAUGAAUGGGAAAAAUUUGUUCGAAUGGAACUGAGUUUUCUUAAAAAAUUCCAAUUCUUCAUUCCCUAUAAAUUUUCAGAGAAUGAUCCCGUUCGUCUUGAUAUGAUAAUAGCACCAUUUCGAGAUUCAUUCUGGCUCAAUGAAAAACGUUGGUUUACUGUUUGUGAUCAAACUAUUGAGACAUAUGAAAUAGAUAAGAUAUCAAUUUUUACAAUACCAUUUAUUAAACCUGUCUAUCACUCUAAUUUUGGAAAUCGAUUCGUACGAUGUGGCAUUGCAUCGAAAGAUAAUAUUUAUUAUAUAAAUGAUCAGCCAGAAGACGAAAUUACUCUUGACACUGUACAUCAUACACUCCCUGUACUAAAUCUUACUCACAAAGGUUUAAAAGAUUCGCAUUUGCAAAUUCUCGCUCAUGCAUUACAAAAUAAUCAGACAACUAUCGAGCUAAAUUUAUUUGCUAAUAAAAUCAAAGCACUUGGUACACAAUACCUCGUUGAAGCGUUAUUAAAUAAUACGACACUUACUAAAUUGAACCUCGAUGGCAAUUAUAUGGGAGACGAAGGAGCUAAACAUAUAGCUGAUGCGUUGAAUACAAAUCAAGCAUUGAUAACACUUUCUAUGGCAACAAAUCAUAUUGGUGACGAAGGAAUGUCUUAUAUUUGCAAAGCAUUACAUAAGAAUAUAACAUUGAAGGAGCUGGAUCUUCAUCAAAACAAGAUUACAAACGAUGGAGCAAUAUCUUUAUCUGAAACAUUACAGAACAACAAUAUUCUUGAGAAGAUCAAUCUUGCAUACAACUGUAUUGGUGAUGAUGGUGCUAGAAAUGUUGCUAUCACAUUAAAAAAAAACUCGACUGUUCUAAUGGUCAAUUUCAAUGAUAAUUCAAUUACUGUACCCGAACCAAAAUAUUUAUUUGAUGAUUUACAAAAAGAUAUGACUGACGUUAAACUGUCUUUAGAAGGAAAUGGAAAUGAUUACUAUAAAGCUGUUGAAACUGCAUUACAAAUGAAAAAUGAUUAUUGUCCAAGAAAAAUCUCAUUGGGUGCUGGGAUUUACGAUGUGGGAGCCAAGAUUAUUGCAAAUGCUCUACAACAUAACACAACACUAGAAGAACUUGAUUUACACUAUAAUCAUAUUGAAGUUGUAGGAGCAAAAUAUCUUGCUGAUGCCUUACGAAAGAAUAUCACACUUAGAACGUUCAACUUUUGUAGUAACAAAAUUGGUAGUGCUGGUGUAUAUUAUAUUGCUGAAGCUUUACGACACAACACUACACUUAGUAAAUUGAAGCUCGAUAGCAAUGAUAGCGGAGACGAAGGAGCCAAAUCUAUAGCUGAUGUAUUGAACACAAAUAAAACGUUGAUGGCAGUUUCCAUCGCAACAAAUAAUAUUGGUGAUGAAGGAAUGUCUUGGCUUUGUAAAGCUUUACAUAAGAAUAUAACAUUGAAGGAGUUGGAUCUUCAUCAAAACAAGAUUACAGCUGAUGGAGCAAAAUCUUUGUCUCAAGUGUUACAAAACAAUAAUACACUCGAAAAGAUCAAUCUUGCAGGGAACAAUAUUGGUGAUGAUGGUGCUAGAAAUCUUGCUACUGCAUUGAAAACGAACACGAGUGUCACAAUACUCAAUCUUAAUAGCAAUAAAAUUGAUAUAACUGGAGCACAAUGUUUAUAUGAUGAAUUACAGAAGAAGACAAUAUUAGAAGAACUGAACUUACGUUUUAAUCAAAUUGACAUUGCAGGUGCAAAAUAUCUUGCUGAUACCUUACAAGAGAAUACAACACUUAAAACAUUAGAUCUUUUUGGUAAUGAAAUUGGGGCUGCAGGAGUUUAUUAUUUGAUUGAGGCUUUACGAAAUAAUCCAGUACAAUCACUCACUGAAUUAUUUCUGUAUUAUACCUCCAAUCGUGAACAUGAAUCAAAGUCUCGUAAAUCAAAAGCAAGAGAAAAUGUCAUUUCUUUAUUACGGAACAGCGCCGUAUUUUCACAAUCGGACUUCGAAGGAGACGUCUGUGGUUAUUGUGAAGCACUUAAAAUAGCCGAACGCAUACGCAAGAAUUUGACAUCACAUGAAAAUUUCAAUAAGAAAUAUAUCGGGUCUGCUGGUGCACAAUAUAUUGGUGAUGCUUUGCGUUAUAAUACGAGUUUGACGAUAUUGCAUGUAAACAUUAAUGAGAUUGGUCAAAAUGGAUUGAAAUAUCUUGCUGAUGGAUUGAAAAACAAUACGACUAUAGAAACAUUAGGUUUAGACAGUUAUAUAUACUCGACAAAGGAAUUAAUUCGAAUAAUUAUCAAUAUAUUGAAUGAUCCAGUCACAUUAAAAAUAAAAAACAGUCCAAUCAAGAAGAAUAGAAUUAAAUGUUUUAAUGAUAUUUUAUUAAAAAGCUCUACACUUCGUAUACUAAAUUUAAUAAAUAAUAGUAUUUUAUCAAAUGAAGCACGAGAUUUAUGUAUACAAAACAAUCGAAUUGGAGAUGAUGGUCUAACAUAUCUUUCUUCUAUUUUAAAAAAUAUCAAAACAUUAGAAACAUUGAUUCUUUCUCGUGUUAAUAUGGGUCCAAUCGGUACAGAGAGUCUCGCUAAUGCUCUACAGAAUAAUACAACAUUGAGUAUCUUAAGAUUAAAUAAUAAUCGAAUAGGAGUUCAAGGAAUUCAAUCUCUUAUGAUUAUAUUACAAAGAAAUAAAACAUUGGUUGAAAUUGAUUUAUCAAAUAAUCAAAUUGGAAAUGAAGGAACACAAAUUGUUGCUGAUUUUCUAUCAACAAAUACUACACUUUUAAAAUUAAAUCUUGGUAUUAAUCAAAUUGGACUUUCUGGGGUGAAAUAUCUUGGUGAUGCUUUAGAGAAAAAUACAACAUUGACAUCAUUAUAUCUUCGAAGAAAUGAAAUUGAUCAAAAUGGAAUCGAAUAUUUUUCACAAUCAUUAAAAGGAAAUCAAACACUUAAACAACUCGAUGUUUCUUGUAAUCCAAUUGGAUAUAUUGGAAUAGAAUACCUUCGAGAUUUAUUGAAAACUAAUACGACAUUUAUUGAACUAAAGAUUGGUUUCAAUUAUAAGAAUUAUCAAGGAAAUCUUGUUAAUUAUACAAAUUCAUAA
Messenger RNA from Adineta steineri, 3888 nucleotides. The record is from the annotation of a GenBank genome assembly. NCBI's taxonomy places the organism in Eukaryota, Metazoa, Rotifera, Eurotatoria, Adinetida, Adinetidae.